AUUAAACCGGCUUAUGAUCCGCGUUAUAUUAGCGCAUCUCGGUGUUGAGUUCAGCAGCCGCCGGUGAUCUCUGCGGCACGGAUCCGGUCGCCGUGAUUGAUUUGAUCGAUUAGAGGUCAUUGAUGUGUGCUGUAGGCCGCGGCCCGUGAACACGCUCCGUCAGGACGGAAGCGGACGUCAGUGGGAGCACCGUUACCGGAGAGGAUGAGACGCUACUCGUGAUGGAGGACUGGAGCGACUGUUUGGAUGUGGCCGUGCAGAUCGCGCUCAGGGCCGGACAGGUGGUUCAGUCAGCGGUGAAGCAGGAGAAGCAGGUGAGCAGCAAGAGCACACCAACAGACCUGGUGACGGAGGCAGACCAUCAGGUGGAGGAGCUCAUCAUCUCCACCCUCAGGGAGAAAUACCCCUCACACAGGUUUAUCGGUGAGGAAUCGUCUGCUGCUGGAGUGAAGUGUGAACUGACAGACCACCCUACGUGGAUAAUCGAUCCCAUCGACGGGACGUGUAACUUUGUGCACAGUUUCCCCAUGGUGGCAGUGAGCAUCGGCUUCGCUGUAAGGAAAGAGCUGGAGCUCGGCGUCAUCUAUCACUGUUUCGAUGGGACUCUGUAUACGGCCAGGAGGGGACACGGAGCCUUUUGCAACGGUGUGCGCCUACAGGUGUCGAAAGAAAAAGACGUGUCGAAGGCCCUCAUUCUCACAGAGAUCGGCGCCAAGAGAGACCCUGCAACCCUGGAUAUCUUUUUAGGAAAUAUGAAGAAGAUGUUGAGCGCCCCUACACACGGUGUGAGGAUCAUCGGCAGCUCGACGCUAGCGCUCAGUCACAUCGCUAGCGGCGCGGCCGAGGCCUAUUACCAGUACGGUCUGCACUGCUGGGACAUCGCAGCGGCCGCGGUCAUCAUCAGAGAGGCCGGCGGACACGUCAUGGACACCACAGGAGGCCCGCUCGACCUCAUGUCCAGACGGGUGGUGGCCGCUGGGACGCGUCAGAUCGCAGACUAUGUGGUCAAGCAGCUGCAGCCCAUAAACUACGGCCGUGACGACACUGACCCCUGAGUGACCUCUGACCCCAUCCCAAGCCUUUUACCUCGGAGCACACAAUCCUGCCACACCACAGCUGCAGUCUCCUUUUAACACCUCCAUCCGUUAACAUCCUCUGAUUUCUGUGUUCGGUCACUGGAAACAGAUUAAUUGUAAUCACUGGAACCAUAUUUAACUUUGUCCACCUUGUAGUUUAUGAAAUAGCUUGAUCCAUGGAAAUAAGGUUGGCAUGUGAAACACUGGACGUGGCUUCAGAAGCCUUGAAAUCACAAGGAUGCUGAAGAUGCCAAGCUCAGCCCGAUUGAUUUUACAUUAGGAGAUGGAAAUAUCUGCUUUGGAUCGAAGACGAGCAGCUGGUUAUGAUUCCUGCAGAUAUUACAGUCGUGAAAUACUCGCCGCUAAUCAGAUCACCACUCAGGAAUUAAACUGUUAGUUUAGAUAGAGCUGAAGAUUACCUAGCUGUCUGUGAACAAACGCUGAUCAAACCCUUCGCUAAUCAAUCAAACAUAUUCCUGGAAAAUAUCUUAACGUCAUUAAAUGUUUUUAAUGAAGCCUCAUCAAGGCUGUAUUUAUUUGAUCUAAAAACAAACUGUAAAAACAGUAAUAUUGUGAAAUAUUACAAUUUGGAAUAACUGUUAAAUGAUUAAUG
This is a messenger RNA of Carassius auratus (goldfish), 1689 nucleotides long. RefSeq names its product inositol monophosphatase 2 (gene impa2). Bases 222 to 1055 code for a protein of 277 amino acids. Gene Ontology annotation, biological process: signal transduction; phosphatidylinositol phosphate biosynthetic process; inositol metabolic process. The record is from RefSeq and is a predicted model, not a curated record. The transcript has 8 exons. Gene Ontology annotation, molecular function: inositol monophosphate 1-phosphatase activity. NCBI's taxonomy places the organism in Eukaryota, Metazoa, Chordata, Actinopteri, Cypriniformes, Cyprinidae.